GGGAGGCUUUCUUGGUACCAUCAAGAGGAAAUUUUGGACCGAAGUCUAUAAUCUCUUCAGAUCCGAAACCACAACAGCACAUAAUAUUAAUUUGGUCCCAAGAACCAGUAGAAGAACAACAUAUCCAUCCAAUAACGAUUUGUGUGUUAUAAACCAAUAUGACUGAGACACUUGUGUCGUUUGGAGUACAAAAGCUUUGGGACCUACUGAGCCAAGAAUACGAGCAAAUUCACGGAGUUGAUGAUCAAGUAACUAGACUAAAAAGUAAACUGAACCUAUUAAAAUCUUUUUUGAAAGAUGCAGAUGCCAAGAGACAUACAAGUGCAAUGGUGAGAAAUUGUGUUGAAGAGAUCAAAGAAAUUAUUUAUGAUGCAGAGGACAUAGUUGAAACCUUUCUUCAAAAGGAUAAACUCGGAAAGACAAUUGGCAUCAAGAAUCGUAUCAGAAGACUUGCUUGCAUUAUUCCAAAACGCAGGAAAUUUGCUUCAGAUAUGGGAGGCAUAAGUAAAAAGAUCUUCGAAAUAAUAUGUGAUAUGCAAAGAUUUGGAGUACAACAGAUUAUUGCCGAUGGCAGGGAAUCACAACCUCUACAAGGAACACUAAAGGACAUGCGACAAGAAUUUGCUAGGGAGUAUCAAAGCAAUCUUGUGGGGCUAGUAGCAAAUGUUGAUAAGGUUGUCGGCUAUUUGGUGGAGGAAAAUGAUGUUCAAAUUGUUUCCAUAACCGGGAUGGGUGGUCUUGGGAAAACAACCCUUGCUAGACAAGCUUUUAAUCAUGAGAUGGUCAAAAACAAGUUUGAUAGACUCGCAUGGGUGUGUGUCUCACAGGUUUUUACGCGGAAGAAUGUGUGGCAAACGAUCUUGCAGAAUCUCACACAGAGAGAAAAGAAAGAUGGAAUCCAACAGAUGACAGAAGCUACACUCCAGGAAGAGCUUUUUCGAUUAUUGGAGACAUCUAAAUCAUUAAUUGUCUUUGAUGACAUAUGGAAAGAAGAACACUGGGACCUACUGAAGCCAAUAUUUCCACCGAGAAAAGGUUGGAAGAUACUACUUACUUCUCGAAACGAGAUUGUCACCACGUGUAGAAAUACUAUCAACUUUAAACCAGAAUGCCUAACCACUGAAGACAGUUGGAAACUUUUUCAAAUGAUUGCAUUUUCUAGAAAUGAUGCAUCCAAAUUUAUGGUUGAUGAGGAAAUGCAAAAGAUGGGUAAGCAAAUGAUAGAUCAUUGUGGGGGAUUGCCUUUGGCUAUUAUAGUGUUAGGAGGCUUGUUGGCUGCAAAAUACACACUACACGAUUGGAUACAAGUCUACGAGAAUAUUGGAUCUCAUCUCUUGGGGGGAAGAACUGAGUUCAAUGGUGACAACAACAGUUUAAUUUACCAUGUAUUGUCACUGAGCUUUGAAGAGCUGCCUAGUCAUUUAAAGCAUUGCUUCCUCUACUUGGCUCAUUUUCCAGAAGAUUAUGAAAUAAGUGUGCAUGAACUCUCCUAUUAUUGGGCUGCAGAAGGAAUACGCAGGUAUCACGAUAGAGAGACCAUUCGAGAUGUUGGAGAAGUGUAUAUAGAGGAGUUGGUGAGGAGAAAUAUGGUUAUAUCCCAAAAAGACGUGAAAACUCUGAGAUUUGAAACUUGUCAUUUGCAUGACAUGAUGAGAGAAAUUUGUUUGUCUAAAGCAAAAGAAGAGAACUUCCUACAAAUAGUCGGUAUCUGCUCCCAGACCCCACGCUCUUGUAGUACAUCUCGCAGAUUUGUGUCACAGCAUCCGACUACAUUAGAUGUUGAGAGAGAGAUAAAUAAUUCAAAGGUUCGAUCUCUCGUUGUUGUCUGCAAGGAUAAAUAUAGCGAAUGGAAGCCAUCAAGUUUAAGCUUUACGAGGUUACAAGUGCUGAGGGUAUUAAAUCUCACUGCAGCCAUAUUUGAAGGAGGGAAGUUACCUUAUAGCAUUGGAAAGCUCAUCCAUUUAAGAUAUCUGAACUUACGACGUUCAAAUGUAUCUCAUCUACCAUCUUCUCUACAAAAUCUGAAGCUGCUGCUCUAUUUGAAUCUAUGUUUAAGCUGGUCUCCAGACUCAGUUUAUGUGCCCAAUGUCUUAAAAGAGAUGCGGGAGUUGAGAUACCUUGAAUUACCAUGGGGUAUGCAUAAGAAGACAAAGUUGGAAUUGAGAAAUCUAGAGAAAUUGGAGACCUUGAAGAAUUUCUCAACAGAGAAUAGCAGUGUAGAGGAUCUACGUGGUAUGUCCAGGUUGAGGACUCUCAGAAUGGAAUUAACUGAGAGGCAAAGUAUAGAAGCUCUGUCGUCAUCAAUAGGUGGACUGAGACACCUGGAAGAUCUUGUUAUAAAAUAUUAUAGGAGAUUUGACAAGAGGAAGAUAGAAAAGGGAUUUGUUUUGGAGGCCGUUCGUCUCAAACAGCUGUCUUUGAAGAUAUAUAUGCCAAGCUUACCUAAACCCUUGCCUUCUCACCUUACAACCAUAUCUCUUAAGGAUUGUUGUUUGGAAGAGGAUCCAAUGCUGAUUCUAGAAAAGUUACCCCAAUUGAAAGAGGUUGUAUUAAGUGUGAAUGCUUUCAGUGGGAGGAGAAUGGUUUGCUCGGCCGGUGGGUUUCCUCAAUUGCAGAAGCUUGUGUUUGAUGGAUUAGAAGAGUGGGAAGAGUGGAUAGUAGAAGAAGGCUCCAUGCCCCUUCUUCAUACUUUGGAGAUUGCUCACUGUAAGAAGUUAAAAGAGUGGAUAGUAGAAGAAGGCUCCAUGCCCCUUCUUCAUUCUUUAAAGAUUAGGGAUUGUUGUUUGGAAGAGGAUCCGAUGCCGAUUCUAGAAAAGUUACCCCAAUUGAAAGAGGUUGAAUUAAGUGUGAAUGCUUUCAGUGGGAGGAGAAUGGUUUGCUCGGCCGGUGGGUUUCCUCAAUUGCAGAAGCUUGUGUUUGCUGGAUUAGAAGAGUGGGAAGAGUGGAUAGUAGAAGAAGGCUCCAUGCCCCUUCUUCAUACUUUGCAGAUAUUUAUUUGUAAGAAGUUAAAAGAGGUUCCUGAUGGGUUACGAUUCAUCACUUCCUUAAAGAAUCUGACUAGUUAUGGAAUGGGAGCCAGAUGGAAGAAGAGACUGUUGGAAGGAGGAGAAGAUUAUUACAAAGUCCAACACAUCCCUUCUGUUACAUUCGGAGACGAAUGAUUGAGAAUGAGGCUUUCAGAAUUACAGUACAGACUACGUACCAGACGAAUCUCUUCCCAGGCGAAUCACUCUUAUCAAACUAGUCAUCUGCCUUUUGCAAUUGUUGUUUUCUCAGUUUAUAUAAUCAGACUAAACAAUUUCUAUUAUUUAUGUUUGCUGGUUUGACUGAUCAUUCGAUCUCAACCUUUUAUCACUCUCUUCACUCAUUCUUAAUGACUGUUGUGUCGGAUCGUGCACUGAUUAUUAUUGUGGUUUUUUUUUAUAUUAUUAUUCAACAUUGGAUUUAUGUUUGCUUGUUUGAUUAAUGAGUAAUGAUGAUCAUUAAUUUGGGCGAUGCAAGCUACAUGGGGACUAGGUUAUCGACAAGUAGAAUUUGAAGGAGAUAAUUUGAUUCUGAAUAAUAUUCUCCAUGGUAAAGGGCAGAAUUGGCGAGUUCAACAUUACAUUGAUACAAUCCAGAAUGGAAGGGCAUGUUCACCGACGUUGUGUUUCAGUUCAGGCAUCGAGAAGCUAACUUUUGUGCGGAUAUAUUAGCUAAGAAAGCUGUUUCUUCGGAUUUACCAUGGUCUCUGUACCAUUCUUGUCCUUUAUUCCUGCAACCUUAUGUAAACAAUGAUAUGGUUUUUUGAUUUCUAAUAAAGGAUCUUUAGUCGGAAAAAAAAAAAAAAA
Molecule: messenger RNA, 3830 nt
Organism: Eutrema salsugineum
Lineage: Eukaryota; Viridiplantae; Streptophyta; Magnoliopsida; Brassicales; Brassicaceae
Product: probable disease resistance protein RF45
Exons: 8
Coding region: 159-3161 (1000 amino acids)
Biological process (GO): defense response to other organism
Molecular function (GO): ADP binding
Source: RefSeq, a predicted model, not a curated record